Messenger RNA from Phacochoerus africanus (Common warthog), 1923 nucleotides. RefSeq names its product zinc finger protein 639 (gene ZNF639). The coding region runs from base 285 to 1742 and encodes 485 amino acids. NCBI's taxonomy places the organism in Eukaryota, Metazoa, Chordata, Mammalia, Artiodactyla, Suidae. The transcript has 7 exons. Gene Ontology annotation, molecular function: DNA-binding transcription factor activity, RNA polymerase II-specific; RNA polymerase II transcription regulatory region sequence-specific DNA binding. Gene Ontology annotation, cellular component: nucleus. The record is from RefSeq and is a predicted model, not a curated record. Gene Ontology annotation, biological process: regulation of transcription by RNA polymerase II.
CUGGGGCUGGAGGCCGGUGGUCCCUCCCAGGCCGGUUAUGUACCGCAGCCACGCCGCCAGAUCCCUGGGCCUGACUCUCACCUAGUCACCUCCCCUCCCUCUCUGCGGACCUGGGAGGUGUGCGGCGCAGGCGCGGAGCGAGGCGACGUUCUUACUGUUGAAAAAAAAUGACAGAUGGAAAGAUGCUGACAAGUGUUUUGCAUUUUUUUUACCAUCUGUGAAAACCUCUCUGUAAUUCAUUUUUCCUCACUCCAGUAUUAAGAAUUAUACCAAAUUAAAACGAUAUGAAUGAGUAUCCUAAAAAAAGAAAAAGGAAGACUUUACACCCUUCUCGUUAUUCAGAUUCCUCUGGAAUAAGCAGAAUUGCAGAUGGAUUCAAUGGAAUUUUUUCUGAUCAUUGUUACAGUGUUUGUUCAAUGAGACAACCAGACUUAAAAUAUUUUGACAACAAAGAUGAUGAUUCUGAUACAGAGACAUCAAAUGACUUGCCAAAAUUUACAGAUGGAAUCAAGGCCAGAAACAGAAAUCAAAACUACCUGGUUCCCAGUCCUGUACUUAGAAUUCUAGACCACACUGCCUUUUCUACAGAAAAAUCUGCUGAUAUUGAAAUUUGUGAUGAAGAGUGUGAUUCCCCUGAGUCAGUCAACCAGCAGACUCAAGAGGAAAGCGCUAUAGAAGUUCACACUGCUGAAGAUGUUCCAAUUGCUGCAGAAGUGCAUGCAAUUUCUGAAGAUUAUGAUAUAGAGGCAGAAAACAAUUCCUCUGAGAGUCUCCAAGACCAAACUGAUGAAGAGCCACCAGCUAAACUUUGCAAAAUUCUUGAUAAGAGCCAAGCUUUGAAUGUGACUGCCCAGCAGAAAUGGCCUUUACUGAGAGCUAAUAGCAGUGGCCUUUAUAAAUGUGAACUUUGUGAGUUCAACAGCAAAUAUUUUUCUGAUUUGAAGCAGCAUAUGAUCUUGAAACAUAAACGAACUGAUUCAAAUGUGUGUCGAGUAUGCAAAGAAAGUUUCUCUACCAACAUGCUUCUGAUUGAACAUGCCAAACUGCAUGAAGAGGAUCCCUACAUUUGUAAAUACUGUGAUUAUAAGACAGUUAUUUUCGAGAACCUUAGCCAGCACAUUGCUGACACCCAUUUUAGUGAUCAUCUUUAUUGGUGUGAGCAAUGUGAUGUACAGUUCUCCUCAAGCAGUGAACUCUACUUGCAUUUCCAGGAGCACAGCUGUGAUGAACAGUACUUGUGUCAGUUCUGUGAACAUGAAACAAAUGAUCCAGAAGACUUGCACAGCCAUGUGGUAAAUGAGCAUGCAUGUAAGUUAAUAGAGUUAAGUGAUAAGUAUAACAAUGGAGAACACGGACAGUACAGCCUCUUAAGCAAAAUUACCUUUGACAAAUGUAAAAACUUCUUUGUAUGUCAAGUAUGUGGUUUUCGGAGUAGACUUCAUACAAACGUUAACAGGCAUGUUGCUAUUGAACAUACUAAAAUUUUUCCUCAUGUUUGUGAUGACUGUGGGAAAGGCUUUUCAAGUAUGCUAGAAUAUUGCAAGCAUUUAAAUUCACAUUUAUCAGAAGGCAUUUAUUUAUGUCAGUACUGUGAAUAUUCAACAGGACAGAUUGAAGAUCUUAAAAUUCAUCUAGAUUUCAAACAUUCGGCUGAUUUACCUCAUAAAUGUAGUGACUGCUUGAUGAGGUUUGGAAAUGAAAGGGAAUUAAUAAGUCACCUUCCAGUCCAUGAGACUUCUUGAUUGUUCUCUUUAACGUCCGUAAUGUUGAUGUAAUAUAAUAAAUUUGACUUUUUUGAAGAUGUUAAAAUGGAUGAUUUUAAACAACUUAUGAGAAUUGUCUUUAACAAGUUUUUUUAAUUCUCCAAUUUUCUUGGCAUUGCUAGCUUUUUCAAUAUGUAAUUUAUCCUAAAUGUGGUAUUUU